UGGCAGAAUAGUUAUUAUUGUUUAGAUCGCAGAGGAUUGCGGGUUAUACAAACCCGUGAUCCGAUCAAGCUAGGGUGGAGACGAUUGUUUGGAUCGCGGAAGACGGAGGGUUAUACAAACCCGCGAUCCGAUCAAGCUAGGGUGGAGCCCAUGUCGAGGAAUACAAGGUAGAAGAGAACUUGGAAGGUACAGAACAGGGUAGAGCAGAGGAGAGCAGAGGAGCUGAGCUGACAGGUUGGAGGCAAAGACCGUUAGGUUCAUACCUAAGAUUCAAAAAUACUGCCGGGAAGAAAAAAUAAAACAAACGACUAAACUCUUUCGCCCCCAGCCAAGCCAAUAGAUCUGUUGCUGUAUCUGUCCCUAUUUCACAAAUGUCGACUCUUUUUCCAUAGAGAAGGAGGAACAAGAGAGACAAUGAGGCCUUCGAUGGAGGAGACGAUGACUGAUGAUGGCUCCGUAAGUCCAUCCCCGUCACCUCCGACGCCUCCCUCGCCUCUCCCCAUCAGUGUGGGACCAGGCAACCACAGGUACGAGUUCUCGGCAUCCCCGACCCCGUCCCCUCCGUUCUCGGCCGCGCCCUCGAGCCAGUCUUCUGCAGAGAACCUCCCCCUUCUCCAGGAGCCAUCGGCUCGGCAAGCAUUCUCCGUCGACAUCAAGAACCAGGACGAAGAAGCCGACUCCUCGAGUUCGUGUCUCAAGGAUCUGUUGGAGUGGCUAUUGAGAAAAUGUUGCACUUGUCUUCAGUCUUGAUUCCCCUGAGUUGUUGGCUCGUCAACUGGUCGAGAAAUCGCGGCGGGCAAUACAGGAUCGCAUUCACCUCUACUGACAAAUUCAACUAAUACUGAAAUCGUUAGCUGUUACUUCUCACACGGUGGUUUUAACCAAUUUCCUGACCCACGAGAAGUUUUGAUUUAUUGAUUACCGGGGAUUAUUUGUAUAGUGAACAUUGAUACGUUCGGGCACAGCAUCCCGAUUAUAUGUUGUGGGAACACAUUACAGUGACGGCUUCCGCAUAAUAUUUUCUUCUUUAGUUAGUAUGAAUUGUUUGAUUGCUGUUUU
This is a messenger RNA of Punica granatum (pomegranate), 1059 nucleotides long. The record is from RefSeq and is a predicted model, not a curated record. Lineage: Eukaryota; Viridiplantae; Streptophyta; Magnoliopsida; Myrtales; Lythraceae.